AUGGCCACACGGAUCAUGUGCUCAGAAGAGUAUCCGACCAUUAGUGGACUCUAUCCUAUCCUCUAUAGCUUGAAAAACCACCAUCUUCUGGUAAAAGACACUGACUGUGUCAGUGUGGCGACAUUCAAAGAAAAGUUACUCGCAGACAUUGACAGACGUUACAGUCUCAACGACGACAAGAUACUAAGCAGCCUUACUAUGCUUGCUACUUUCCUUGACCCAAGAUACAAAAAUCUGCCAUUUCUAUCUGAUGAGCAAAGAGAAACUGUGAAAGCUAAUGUUCUGUCCGGUGUGAAUGUACUGCAAAUUCCCAAUGAUUAUCAAAACAACCCCUCCCAAAAAGAUGCAUCCACGAGCAUUUCGCCUACGGUUUCUGCAGAUGCUGAUGGAAUUGAGCCCUGUUUGAAACAUGCUAAAAUGUCGCAAGAUGAAGUGUCAUUCCUGCUCGGGCCUUAUUUUAACACAGAAGAGUGUGAGAUCAUUGUUCCCACGUCAAGUAGUGAGGAGUUGGCCGUGAAGCCAAUCAGCACAAACAAGAAUCCGUUUGAUUGGUGGAGACUGAAUAAAACGGUAUAUCCAACACUAGCUAUACUUGCGAGACGUGUUCUGUUUGUGCCCGCCACGUCCGUCCCCUCAGAACGUGAUUUCUCAGUUGCAGGCGGAACUGUUACAAAACUGCGUGCUUCUCUCGAUUCAGAUUCGGUCGACAAGCUUAUAUUUCUGAAUAAGAGAAUCCGCGAUAAAAAUGUCCAACAAGAAAAAGCUGUUCAAGAGUCUGCCGCCACCACCCUUAUGAAACAGGAGCCAGAGUCAAAUGAAACUGUUGAUGUCGCCGAGACUCGGCCUGCUCUACCCCAGUUUGAUUGA
Molecule: messenger RNA, 867 nt
Organism: Gigantopelta aegis
Lineage: Eukaryota; Metazoa; Mollusca; Gastropoda; Neomphalida; Peltospiridae
Product: E3 SUMO-protein ligase ZBED1-like
Exons: 1
Coding region: 1-867 (288 amino acids)
Molecular function (GO): protein dimerization activity
Source: RefSeq, a predicted model, not a curated record